AUGGCUGCCUCAUCCUCUCUCUGCAACUUGUUCUCCUUCCUCAAUCCCUCAAAGCUACCAUCACAACCCAAAACCCCACCAACCCAGCUCGCUAUUUUACAGACCCAGAAGACCAGAGAUGGGGUGGCCCCACUGAUGGCUCAAGGGGGUCCCUCUGCUUAUGGCCCUUCUUCUUCUUCUUCUUCUUCUUUAGAGUCUGUGAUAUGCCCCCCUCUGGCUUAUGCCAACACCCUCUUCUUUAAGUCGGCCUACAAUGUGCAAGUUAUUGUGGACGACAACGAACCCGAGGAGAGGCUGCUCAACAGAUUCAGGAGAGAGGUCAUGAGGGCCGGUGUUAUUCAAGAAACUAAGAGGAGGAGGUACUUUGAGAACAAGCAGGACGAGAAGAAGCGCAGGACGCGUGACGCUGCUAAGCGCAACAAAAGAAGCCGGCGUCCCUUUUCAAGACCUUUUCAGCAGAAGCCAGAAGUCCCUGAAACCAAGAAGAGCGAUGAUGACGGCGAUAACUGGGAUCUACCUCAAGGAGACAUACCCUAUUGA
Messenger RNA from Prunus armeniaca (apricot), 540 nucleotides. Lineage: Eukaryota; Viridiplantae; Streptophyta; Magnoliopsida; Rosales; Rosaceae. The record is from the annotation of a GenBank genome assembly.